CUCACCCUAUAAGCCGCCUCCGCCUCUCUCUCUAUCUUUCAAACAUUUUCUCUCUAAAGCCAAGGUGGGCAAAAAUGGCGGCUUUCACUAACCAGCAGCUCCAUUACCGGUCCGACCUCUUCGGCCGGCUUCGUAUACCGGGACCCAAAUCCAGGAACGGUCCGACCCGGGUCCGGAUGUCCCUCCAGGAGAACGCGCCGUCGCUGGCUGUUGUCGGCGUAACCGGAGCCGUCGGUCAAGAAUUCCUUUCGGUCUUAGCCGACAGGGAUUUCCCUUAUCGCUCCAUUAAAAUGCUGGCCUCCAAGCGCUCAGCUGGGCAGCGAAUCUCAUUCGAGGACCGAAACUACGAAGUCGAGGAGCUCACCGCCGAUAGCUUUGACGGCAUCGAUAUCGCGCUCUUCAGCGCCGGUGGCUCCAUAAGCAAGCAGUUUGGUCCGAUUGCGGUCGACCGCGGUACCAUUGUAGUGGAUAAUAGCUCUGCUUUCCGAAUGGUGGACGGUGUGCCGCUUGUGAUUCCGGAGGUUAAUCCGGAAGCCAUGGAUGGGAUUAAGGUUGGGAAUGGAAAGGGUGCACUGAUAGCUAACCCUAAUUGCUCUACCAUCAUUUGCUUGAUGGCUGCAACGCCUCUACAUCGUCAUUCUAAGGUAAUACGCAUGGUUGUUAGUACUUAUCAAGCUGCUAGUGGUGCUGGUGCUGCUGCUAUGAGGGAGCUUGAACUGCAGACCCACGAGGUCCUCGAAGGAAAACAACCUACUUGUGACAUAUUUCAGCGACAGUAUGCUUUUAAUUUGUUUUCUCAUAAUUCCUCUGUUCUUCCAAAUGGGUACAAUGAAGAGGAAAUGAAAUUGGUUAAAGAGACACGGAAAAUAUGGAAUGACUCUAAUGUCAGGGUGACUGCCACUUGUAUACGUGUCCCUGUUAUGCGUGCUCAUGCAGAGAGUGUAAAUCUUCAAUUCGAGAAGCCUCUCGAUGAGGACAAAGCAAGGGACAUUCUGAAGAACGCACCUGGUUUGGUGGUUAUUGAUGAUAGGGCAUCUAACAACUUCCCUACACCAUUGGAGGUUUCAAAGAAGGACGACGUUGCAGUUGGCAGAAUCAGGCGUGAUGUCUCCCAAGAGGGAAAUCAUGGGUUGGACAUAUUUGUCUGUGGUGAUCAAAUACGCAAAGGAGCUGCACUUAAUGCUAUUCAGAUUGCUGAGAUGUUGUUAUAAUCCACAGUUUAGUUGCAUUUGAGGAUUGGAGGUUCAUUAUAUCAAUUUUGUUGGUGUGAACUGUUGCAAAGUGAUGUUGAGUCGCAUAACUUCAGCGGUUUUUGUAGUAUAAGCUAUUAGGUUUUAUAAAGAUGGUGGUUGAUCUUAUAAUCCUUAUAUGGGGAUUUUAUCAAUAUAUCCUUAUAUUUGUUAGGGAAUUUUGUUUCAGUAAUUUGUAUGACUUGGGGGAACCUGUGCUAUAUACCUCACACUUUUUGAGUGAUAAUUAUUCUGAAAAAUUAAUUCACAUUUGUGAAUUUUCUGAAUCCUAUAACUCUCAGUAUUUUGUGAUGUGAUGAGUGAUGCAUGCACUGCGCUCAUGGGUUAUACUUGUACACUGGCCAUUUAUGAGAGAUUUGAAAACCGUACUGUUGUCCUGA
This is a messenger RNA of Ziziphus jujuba (common jujube), 1630 nucleotides long. RefSeq lists its product as uncharacterized. The record is from RefSeq and is a predicted model, not a curated record. NCBI's taxonomy places the organism in Eukaryota, Viridiplantae, Streptophyta, Magnoliopsida, Rosales, Rhamnaceae. The transcript has 7 exons. Gene Ontology annotation, biological process: L-threonine biosynthetic process. The coding region runs from base 75 to 1211 and encodes 378 amino acids. Gene Ontology annotation, molecular function: aspartate-semialdehyde dehydrogenase (NADP+) activity; protein dimerization activity; NADP binding.